GGGCACUUGUCUUGAAAAUAAUAAAAAAAAUAUUCUAAUCAUGUAUGGAAUGCUACUUGAGAGUGUUCAGCAUUUUAUAGUGCAAGAAUGCGGAGAGGAAAUAUGGGAGACUAUUCUUCAAGAAGCGGGAGCUAAGAAUACAGUUUUCAUGACGCGUCAGCAAUACCCGGAUGCUCUUAUGUUGCGUUUGGCUUGUGCUUUGUCACGAUUGCUAAAUAAAGAUCCAAAUAGUCCAACAAUUUGCACACCAGUAACUCCUCCACCAAGAAAAUCAUCUCUCAAAUCCAAACCAGCCUGGAGAAGUGCCUCAGUCCAUGCUGAUAAUAGAAGUCAAACCUACAAAUGUCCCUUCUCUGCUGUAAGCGCUCUAACAGCAGUAACAAAGCAAGAAAUAGAGGCUUAUAACUCCUUAGAAGAAAUUAAAUCACCCACACAGAGUACAAUAUCUUCAGAGAAAAUUUGUGAACUAGAAGAACUUAAUGUCACACCAACUCACCAAAAUAGAGAUAGGAGAAGUCUUGGUGUAAAUUUGGAAAGGUUAAAAAGUGAUGAUACAAAAUCAGUGACGGUUACAGAACUGCCUAAAGAUUCAGAGCCUACCUCACCAAUUUCUGAAGCUUCGAAAUUCAGCUCACUGCCAAAAACCUCACCUUCAGAUUCCAGAAAGGGUUCUUUAAAACCAAGAAAAGUUAGCGUCACAGUCGCUCUCGAUGUGUACAAGCGUCGGGGUUCCGGAAACACUAGUAGACAACGACUGAACAGUCUCAGUUUAUUAAGUGCAGACAGAUUGAAUCUUCUAAAAGAGAAGUUUAGUACACCUGAUAAAAUAAUGCACUUUUUUGGAAGAUGUUUUGUAAAGUUCUUCUCAAAUUUUGGGUACGACACAAUGAUUCGAGCAACUGGGCGUUACUUCUGCACUUUUCUUCAAUCAGUUGACAGCAUCCAUCAGCGUAUGAGGUUCACCUUUCCCCAAAUGAAAUCGCCGAGAAUGCAGCUUACCAGGGCCCAUAUCCAUGGAGCUGAACUGGUCUACAGUAGUGCCAGAACUGGGUACACACAUUAUCUUAUGGGUCAGCUAUAUGAAAUUGCUGAAGAUAUAUUCUCGUUGAAACUGAAAGUGACCAUCGUAAAGGAAGAUUUUUUGGAGGGAAACAACCAUUACGUUGCUGUUCUACGGCUUGAGUUUGAUAAUAGUGAUUACGUGCAAUCGUUAAUGGCAAAGAAAUCACUACCUUGUCCUCUACCAGCCGUACCAGCCACUCUUCUGACCCAGUUGUUUCCAUUCGGGGUGAUUCUAGACAGGAAAAUGAAAAUACUAGUUGCGGGUGAUAAGCUGAUAGAAGCCUGGGGAGGUCCUUACAAACGAAUAUAUAAAACACAAGUCAGCGAAAUCCUAAGACUUAGGAAGCCGAAGAUAUCGUUCACCUGGGAUAAGGUGGUGUGCAUGCAAAACAUGAUGUUUGAAUUGGAACUAGUGCGGUGGCGGUCACUGAACCUCGCAGAUUCAAGACGAGGCUCGCAGGGUACUCGCUCUAUUCUUCUGAAGGGACCUAUUUAUCUUCUUGAAGAAAUUGACGCUCUAAUUUUUCUGUGUAGCCCCAUAUUCAACAACCUGGACGAACUCCGAUUAGCUGGCUUAUACGUAGCUGAUAUGAAUGGGCAUGGCCUCUCCAAAGAAAUGCUUCUUCAAGGAUGGCAACACCUAUCUCGAUUGGAGUUAUUAUUUGAAAAAGCAGAAAGCCGCUCUUUAACAUUGGAAAAGUCCUGGAAACUAAGAGAUGAAUGGAAGAAGAAAGGCGAUCAUCUGCUAUACUCGAUGAUUCCAAAGACAGUCGCUUAUCAACUGCGAGCUGGAAAAAUGCCAGAGGCUGAGCACUUCGACUGCGUCUCAGUUAUGUUUUGUGGAUUUCAAAUUAGACAGACUGGUACUAGAGAGGAUGUGAUGGCUACCGUGGGAUAUAUGAACAGUGUUUAUUCCAGAAUUGACCGACUCCUUGAUUCUCAUCAAGUUUAUAAGGUGGAGACGGUAGGUACCGUUUAUAUGGUCGUAGCAGGAGCCCCUGAGAGACGGCGAAGACCAGCCCAUGCCGAAUGCGUCGCUAGCGCCGCCCUGGCUGUAUCUCGAGCUUUGCCCAUGCUCACUAUUGGAAUCCAUUCCGGACCUUGCCAAGCAGGGGUAUUGGGCCAUAAGCAGCCCCGAUAUUGUCUCGUUGGUGACACAGUUAACACAGCUUCUAGGAUGCAGACAACAAGCGAACCAGGGCGUAUUCAAAUAUCAGCUCAAACAGCAGAAGAGUUACCUUCAGGCAAGUUCAGACUUCGACAAAGAGGAUUGAUAAAAGUAAAGGGUAAAGGACAAAUGGAAACUUUCUGGCUCGAAGGGGAAAUAGAAGAAGAUGAGCAAGAUGAAGCUUUACAACUAUUUUCAAAGCUGUGCGAAGAGAAUGAGUAAAUUUAGCGGAAUUAAAUCGCAUCGGUAAUUUAUUUGUUUUAAAUAUAAGGUGUGUUACUAAAUACGCAGUCGAUAUUUUAUUAGAAAAUUGUCCCGUGCUAAGCGUAAAUUACCAUGUCAUUCUGUACAGUGUCUAUUGUUACAACACGUCUCGCUUGACUAAUAGUUUCUUUUCUGCGAUUUUUAUCUAUCUUAUGCCAUAAUGAAUGUCAGCGUAGCGAAUAAUCAUAGUAGUUUGUGUGGAAAUCCAGUGUGGCAGUUAGGUAUGCGAAGUAGGAUCUGGUUUAAGACUUUUGUGAUACGUCAUUUCAUUUAUUCUCAAUAUUAGACACUUUUAAUUUUUUCAUAUUAAGAUUCAAGAACAAGGCAGUCGAAUCACAAUCACAAUCAGUGUUAUCAACAUAACAAAAACGAUACUAUUGCUCUGUUAUGACCACUAACCCACAAUGGUUUUCGCACAGACUAUAACACUUAUAAUCUAAUCUGAAUACAUUAUUGGAUUACGUAAAAGUAUAAUUUAGGUACCUUCAAUACCUGAUACGGUAUAUGUUUUAGUUUAAUCUGUUUCGGCACAUUUAAUUUCAAAUUCUAUAAGUUUCUGGGUGAGUAACAAGUGUCAUAAUUUCGUCAAUAAAGUCACAAGGAAAUAUAAUUCAUAUUUAAAUAAUUUCUCCUCAGUACCUACUGGUAAUUACUCUUGAUCGUUAAAAUACCAUAAACGAUAAGUAAAUAACCGUAUUGAUUAGCGUAAAUAGUUUUAUAAGCUGUUGUAAAAAAUAUUGUAUGGGUAAUCUUAAAUAACCUAGAUUAUAUAACAUGACACAUUCACGUUUGAAUUUAAGGUAAUGUAAUUUCUCAAGGUCAUCCAGAAAUAUAUUCUUGCCGCCGUUAUAUACUUAUUUGAGUUACAAAUUAUAUUUUUCUGUCAAAAUAAUGUUGUUGUUGAUGUUCAAUUGUUUAACUGCAUCGGUUAUAUAAAAAAAAUAUGAGUAAACAUCACGUAUGUAUAAUAAAAAAAACUAAUGUAUGAUAUAACCUAUAUAAAAUUAUAUUGACUAGCAUUUAUCAGACUACGACUUUUAAGAUCUUUAAUUAUUAGUCUUUAGUCUAUAGCUAAAUCUAAUACGGUAUUUACGUAGAUCUGGCUUGAGUACCGUACAUCUAUCAAAGUUAUUAAUUCAUAGAUAAUAUAAGUGAAUAAAAAACAUUUAUUACUAAAUAGUUUAAUAUCAACAUGCGAAUAAAUUCGAAUAUAUUCUGUAGAAUUCCUUAAUAUCUCGUAUCACUAUAACAGAAGUUAUAUACGAUCCUUAAUUAAGUAGUUUUAUACAUAACUAAUAAAAAAGUUAUUUGAAUAUAUCCUUUUUAUACAUCUUCCUGAGGUAUACUUAAUCCUGAGGUAAAGUUGUUAAAAGAAAACGCGAAUACAUUAAAUUGCCCUUAUUUACAAAUAUACAAAAAUAUACAUGUUUGUCCUUAUCCCUUUCGUGUUCAAAAUAAAUAAAGCGUGACAAAAAUCUUUAACGAUUGAGAUUUAUAGUAUAGUAUGUUUACUUAACAUGCUGAAAAAGACCACCAUGUGUUUAGAACACCAGUUCUAAACACUGUUUUAUUGCUUUGAUUUAAUUUCACAGACAAAGUACAUAUAUUAAAUAUGCUUGCUUUAUCACGCUUUAUCCUUUCUAAAACUAUUUGUCUAUUUUGUAAAUAGCAUCAGUAUGUAUAAGCGCGGGAAAAGAACUAAAACUCAUCCUUAUAUUGAAAUAUGGAAUAUAUUGACCAUAAACAAAUAUAUGAGCAGAAAAUUAUCAAAAGCAAAUAUAUAUAGAUAUUCAUUUUUUUCCUUUAAAAAAAGAACUACUAUUUGUUAACUUUGAUCGCGUUUAACAUUUAUACAAUAACAAAAACAUUAGUGUUUCCUAUAUUAUAUAAACAAGUAAUGUA
Messenger RNA from Pieris brassicae (large cabbage white), 4396 nucleotides. Its product is annotated as soluble guanylate cyclase 89Db-like. The record is from RefSeq and is a predicted model, not a curated record. The coding region runs from base 41 to 2452 and encodes 803 amino acids. Gene Ontology annotation, cellular component: guanylate cyclase complex, soluble. Gene Ontology annotation, biological process: nitric oxide-cGMP-mediated signaling; cGMP biosynthetic process; response to oxygen levels. Gene Ontology annotation, molecular function: oxygen sensor activity; heme binding; guanylate cyclase activity. The transcript is spliced from 14 exons. NCBI's taxonomy places the organism in Eukaryota, Metazoa, Arthropoda, Insecta, Lepidoptera, Pieridae.